AUGAAGCUAUCAUUGGUGUUUCUAUUUGUAAUUGUAGAUAUAGUGAAGAAGGGGAAUUUAUUACCCGCUGCAUAUGGCUUCCUAACGACUCACAGUAGACAUAGAGUUAGAGGUUUGAUGUCGUAUCCCAAAAAUGCGGAAUCCAACGGCGUGGAGCGGGAUGAGGUUGUGGAGAAAUUAAACCAAGCUAAGGAAAUAGUCGCUCAAGCCAUUUCGAUCGGUGCACCAGCAUACAACGUAGGAGAUAUCGCGCGAUGUGCUCAAGUAUAUGAACAAGCAUCCAAUCAACUAGCCCCUUUCCUUCCGAACGAUCUUCAGUCGAAAUUGUUGAAGGAGGUAUCGGGAAUUGAUGGUAUGGAUGACGACUCCAGGGCGUGGGCGCUUAGAGGCCUAUUUGAUUCGAUUUCUGGCUAUCAGCUUCCCUUCUCCCCUAUGAUCAUCGGUGACGACUCCAAUAUCGUAUUCCAACCAUUUGAUGCGACAAUCCUUCCAGCGGAGCCUCGACCAGUGAUGGAUAGCGUCAUGGGAGGAAUAUCAGAAGGUUCCUGGGUGCCAGAAUUAAAAACUUUUCGUGGUACUACUUCCCUUGCCAACAAUGGUGGAUUUUCUUCGUUGCGAUGGAGAUUUCAAACACCUCAGAACUGGUCACACGCCAAGGGAAUUUACUUUCAAUCCCUCCAACACUCUUCCCCAACGGAGCACACGUUUCGCCUGAUUCUGAAAGAUGCCACCUGUGAACAAAUCCGACUUUCCAAUUUCAAAGCCGUUUUUGCGAAUCCGAACGAAUCCAAGGAACCUCUCUUGAUUCCAUUCUCUGCAUUUGAUCAGAUGGAACAAAUGGGAAACCCACUGGUCGGAUCGCCUGGAUUCAGACCAUCAGUAGUAACCGAGAUUGGAAUAAUGGCGAUCAAACCAACGGUCGUUGGAUCAUUCGAGCUACACUUUGAAGAAUGGGGACUGUACAAUUAA
Molecule: messenger RNA, 969 nt
Organism: Cylindrotheca closterium
Lineage: Eukaryota; Bacillariophyta; Bacillariophyceae; Bacillariales; Bacillariaceae
Source: the annotation of a GenBank genome assembly